CUGCAGAAACGCAGGCAACCUGGUUAGCGUACGCGCGUGUGAUCCUAUCCCUUAGUACACGUAUUGUAGGUAGGUUGCUAACGGGUUCCUCCUGUAGCGCCCCCACUAAGCAGUCGCGCCGAGCCCUGUUCGCCGCACGCGCACCUCGUGCGGCCGCCACCGAACGAUCAACCCGCCGCAUUGACCUCGUGAGGCCGCCACCGCAUUGACCUCGUGAGGCCGCCACCGCAUUCACCCAUUUCCGAAGCUCGGCCGCAGUCUCGCCUUCGCGAUGGGCUCGAUGGCGCUAUCGCGGGGCGCCGUCAGAUGGUCCGUCGCGCCGCUGCUAGCUCCAUCGCGAUCCAGCGUUGCUCGCUUCGUCACAUCGCGUUUAGCCCAUGCGCCGGUCGCGGCAUCGCGGCCAUCGGGCCUCGCCACGAGCCACCGGAGCCUCCCCUCUCAGUUUCUCGGCGAUUCCGCCGGCACGAGCUCGUUCGGGUCUGCUGUACGGCUUAACGCGGGGCAGGACCUAACACACAUCCCAACCGGCCACAGAAACGCUCCGAUCCUCCCCAAAAUAGAGGCAGCAGGGUGGUCACGCAAAGCAGGAGGCAAGUCAGGGGGGGGCAACAGCAGCAAAGCAGCCAAACCCAAGGCGAAGUCGUGGAAGGAACGGCACGAGAAGUUCGUAAAGCCGUUCAUCCUCGAUGUCUACAUCUCCAAGCGUUACGUGAGCGCUAAGGUUAUGCAUAGGGUUACCAGCCGGGUGGUUUCAGUAGCCACUACAAGUGCGAAGGACCUGCGGCUGUCGCUGCCGUCCUUGGUGGAUGAGAAUGCGUGCCGGGUGAUUGGGAGACUGAUCGCUGAGAGAUCGAAGGAUGUAGACGUGUUUGCGGUGGUGUUUAGGUUGAAGAAAGGGCAGAAGUAUGAAGGGAAGCUGGCUACUGUGGUGGAUACGAUGGUGGACGAAGGGGGAAUCAUGCUACUGUAGUCCUUGGCUGAUUACCGUUGCUUAUAUAGUGGCAUGCACCAGAUGCACUAAGGAGGAAAGCCGUGUACUGUGGUAAAGCUGCAAAAAAGAGUGCAAAGAAGAGGAGUGCAAAAAAGAGGAGUGCAAGAAAAGGGAGUGCGAAAAAGGGGAG
Messenger RNA from Closterium sp. NIES-67, 1121 nucleotides. The record is from the annotation of a GenBank genome assembly. NCBI's taxonomy places the organism in Eukaryota, Viridiplantae, Streptophyta, Zygnematophyceae, Desmidiales, Closteriaceae.